Messenger RNA from Microplitis demolitor, 522 nucleotides. Its product is annotated as bone morphogenetic protein 1 homolog. Gene Ontology annotation, molecular function: metalloendopeptidase activity; zinc ion binding. Lineage: Eukaryota; Metazoa; Arthropoda; Insecta; Hymenoptera; Braconidae. The annotation marks the transcript as partial. Gene Ontology annotation, biological process: proteolysis. The transcript has 4 exons. The record is from RefSeq and is a predicted model, not a curated record.
AUGGAGGCUUCAACCGCAAUAACACGAAGAACAGCAACCACAACAGAAAAAGAUCGUCUUUGGGAUAAGGGUGUUAUUCCCUAUGAAUUCGACAAUAUUUUUACUGAAUCACAACAGAGAUUAAUAAAAAAAGCAAUGCAAGAAUGGGAGAGAUCAACUUGCAUAACAUUUGUUGAAAGAAUCCCGAGAUUCCAUACGAAGUUCUUGAAAUUUACUCAAUCAAAUUGCAGAUGUUGUUUUAUAUACUCACCGGAUUUUCCAAAUCUAAAACUAAUAAGUUUACACAAGGAGUGUGUCGACUUUCCGAUUAUUCUUCAUGAAUUGGGACACGCAAUUGGUUUUGAACAUGAACACAAUCGUCCAGACCGUGAUGAAUAUGUUUAUAUCAUUGAUCGUAACAUACAUCCAGAUGAUGCAGAAGAGUUUAUGAAACUAACACAUGAUGAAAUAGAAACAUUCAAUCAAACUUAUGAUUAUCAAUCGGUGAUGCACUACCCUGAAGAUUCAUUUUCGGUUGACUGG